This is a messenger RNA of Thecamonas trahens ATCC 50062, 1836 nucleotides long. RefSeq lists its product as uncharacterized. Gene Ontology annotation, molecular function: protein binding. NCBI's taxonomy places the organism in Eukaryota, Apusomonadida, Apusomonadidae. The record is from RefSeq and is a predicted model, not a curated record. The transcript has a single exon. The coding region runs from base 337 to 1248 and encodes 303 amino acids.
CAAGCAGGGGGGACGGAUCAAGACGUGGCGGAAGCGAUGGUUUGUGCUCUCAGGACGCGGAUCAUUGACGUAUGCCAAGAGCAAGGACGCACCGCCCAAGGGCUUGAUUCCGCUGGAGGAGGUGAGCGAGGUGCGUGUGGUGGAGAUGGCGAGCGGAAAGGACGAGAAGCUCGGCCUGUUUGAGCUGGUCACAUCCGAUCGGAUUUGGCGCAUCCGUGCCAGUCGUACACACAUGCUACCGAGUGGGUCGAUGAUGUUCAGCAAGCGAUCCGGCGCGCCAACAAGCGAAGCGGCGAAUUGGUGUGUGGGAUUCACAGCAAGCGGAAGGAGUCAAGCAUGCGAGAGGUUGAGAUGGACGCCAUGAAGCGGGCAAAAGUGCUCUCAGCGCUGGGCGAUCGUACUGCAGCAGUUCAGGGCAGAUCUCUUGCAGUUGAGCUGCAUCUCACGGUCGUGGCACCUAUCGAGUAUGCCGGACAGGUGUUUGUGGUCGGCCCAUCGGGCGGGCUGGUGGGCGGGCGGUCGAUGCACGACGUGUCGAUCCAGGACUCAUUGCGGUCGAUUUCACGCAACCACGCCCGAAUAAGCUUUGUUGACGAGCCACGGCCUUCACGGGUCUCCAUUUCGGAGCCGUGCUUCCUCCUGGAAGAUCUUGGCUCUGCCAAUGGGACCACCGCCCGGUUCCGCGGCUCGCAGGUCAAGGUGAUGCCGCACACGCCAUUUCGGCUCCUCGAUGGGCAAAUCAUCACGUUUGGCAAGGAGUUUGAACUCGGGAUUCGCAUUUACGGCAUCGACAACCUCUCUUCAUGCUCGGGCUUGACACUACCGGCUGGCUUGCCCGGCGGUACGCCCACCACAGCCGGCAGCGCGAGCACACCGAGUGGUUUCGGGCCGAUGCGCGACUCGCUUGGGCUCAACCGCGAUUCACUAGCAGUGCCCGACUCGUCGCGGUCAUCGUUUGAGCUCGGAGUCGGCAGCAACGAGACGGUGGUCCCAGUGAGCGUCGCCAUUCGGACGUCGCCGCGCGAGGUUGUCGCAGCGACGACGGCGCGGGUCGGCGAGGGGUGCGGACACGGCGAGCUGGUGCAAGCAGCGCGGCUGAGCGCAGGUGCGGUUUUUGCCGGCGCAAGUCGCGGCAACGUGUGGUUUGAGAACGACGACGGCGGCUUGGAGCCAGUCGGGGACGUCGGCGACGCGGCCGGGUUCUGGCAGCGCGGGGUCGGGCUUGUGGUUCUCGUCGUCCCGGAAUGAGCGUUUGCGCUACAGCUCGUCGUGGCCGCUCUCGGGACUCACGGCGCGUUCGGCAAGGUUGCUAAGGAUGCGGUCGAGGUGGUCGGCGAGGAGCUUGCCGAUGGCGUCAUUGGAGAAGUUGGCGACCAUGUCAGCGCGGGCGCGUGCGCCGCGUGCGGCGUUCUCGGCCAGCGAGGUAUGGACGGUGCGCAGGAGGUCGACAAGAGCGUCUGGAUCGGGAUCGGCCCACGAGUGGGUGGCAAAGUGCGAGUUACCGCCGACGCGGACGAGGCCGCGGAUGGGAGGGGGUACGAGUUGUCACUUGUCAUGAACUCGGUCGGCCCGGACCAGGCGGUGGCGAUGACCGGAAGGCGCAUGGCCAUGGCCUCAGUGUGCGGGCGGCCCCAGCCCUCGCCGCGCGACGGCAAGACAAACGCAUCCAUGGCUGCAUACAUGGCGGGCAUGUGAGUCUGCGGAAUGCCCGAGAGCACAAAGACAGGCGGGAGGGUGGCCAUGUCGAGCCCGCGGUCAGCGGCGUGUGCGGCGAUGGCGGUGUCAAAGUCAGACGACGAGUGGAAGGCGCGAGUGACAAUGUAAAGCGCGACCGAG